AUGGGCCCCUGUACCGCCUCCUCAUGCUGCUGCCAGGCCCGUAAUCUGCCAUGGGCCCCCGUACCAACUCCUCAUGCUGCUGCCAGGCCCGUAAUCUGUCAUGGGCCCCUGUACCGCCUCCUCAUGCUGCUGCCAGGUCCAGAGUGUGUCAUGGGUCCCUGUACGGCCUCCCAUUGCUGCUGUCUCCAUCGCCACACUCUGCCAUGUGCCACUUUCAGGUCUCCUCACACUGCUGGUGGGUUCCAUUUUGUCAUAGGGUGCUGUAUGGCCUCCCAUUGCUGCUGCCUCCACUGCCACACUGUGGCUCCACACACUGGUUUUGGCCCCGUGACUGCCCAAAUGAGUGAAGUGUGCGGUGAUUCUAAGAUCGACGGCACUCAUCUGCAUGUCAUACUGACUGACAGUAUUAUUUCUCUUCCCCAGCAGACUCCAAGGGCAUUUAAAUUAAAGGUACAGUGUUCUGCACUAAUAUAA
Messenger RNA from Staurois parvus, 474 nucleotides. NCBI's taxonomy places the organism in Eukaryota, Metazoa, Chordata, Amphibia, Anura, Ranidae. The record is from the annotation of a GenBank genome assembly.